ACCAGAUCCCCCAUUUCAUUUGGUUUGGCUGCAUGACGUACGUUACAACCUGCUUUAAUUAACCUUUUCCUUUCGUUUUCUCCCUCCCUUCUCCUUCUCCUCCUUCAUUCUCCUUCUUCUUCUGGCCUGCCUGAUCCAGUACUUCCUUAAUUAUCAGCCUAAUCAUCUGAUUACGCCUAAUUGUCCUCAUGGGAGGAGCGUUCAAAGCGAACCGAGUGGUUUACAAGGCGGCGAGUAGCAUCGACGUGGCUCGUCGUCGUCUUCCGGCGAAUUCCGACGACGACGGCGAAGAAGAAGAUCAAUCUUAUCUCCAUCCCGAUGUCAAAGCUCCGCGGAUGGGCGGAGUGGUGGUGAAAGUGUUCGCGUGGUUUCUGGAGUCACGGAUUUUGGGCGCCUUGCUGCUUUACCUCCUCAAGAGAAACAAUCUCAUCCACAAGCUUGUGACAAAUGCAGAGCUGGAAGAGUCGCCUCUUUAUGUCCCUCUGCAUCCUUUUCAAGGUUACCUUCCUUUCCAGUUGGAGGAGCAAGAAGUGAAGCAAAUUGAGCCAUCAUCAGAUCCAGCAAGUCAGGUCCAACAAGCAGUUGAGAAUUGCCUGCUGCCUUUGUCAUCACCAAAUUGCUCCACUACUACUUCACCUGGUUUCCAUCGGUGGACCGUCAUGGACUACUAUAACGCCUAUACUACUCGACAGAUUACUCCCACCAUGGUGGCAGAAAGGUUAAUAGCAGCCAUUGAAGAAAGUUCAAGUGCGCCAUGGGAUAUGGGAUUCUUUAUCAAUCACUGCCCAAAAGACAUCCUCAAACAAGCCUCGGAAUCAACUCUUCGAUAUGAAAGAGGAGAGGCAAUAUCAGUUCUCGAUGGUGUCCCCAUUGCCGUCAAAGAUGAGAUUGACUGUGCUCCCUAUCCCACAACUGGAGGAACAAAGUGGCUACACAAAGCAAGAGCAAGUGAAGGUGACGCGGAAUGUGUAGCGAGGCUGAGGCAAUGUGGGGCGAUUCUCGUUGGCAAAACUAAUAUGCACGAGCUUGGAGCUGGGACCAGUGGCAUUAAUCCCCAUUAUGGGGCUACUAGAAAUCCGUUCGAUGUAGGGAAGAUUGCGGGAGGUUCAUCCAGCGGAUCGGCGGCAGUGGUGGCUGCUGGGCUUUGCCCUGCCGCCCUAGGUGUUGAUGGUGGAGGAUCUGUUAGAAUGCCUGCAGCACUGUGUGGCGUUGUUGGUUUCAAACCCACCUUUGGCCGCGUACCACACUCCGGGUAUAUCAGUGUUCUUCCUUUAAACUGGACAGUAGGGAUGGUGGGUGUAUUGGCAGGCACAGUCGAGGAUUCAUUGAUUGUCUACGCAGCCAUUAGCGGAGACUCACAAAAAACAUCGGAUCCGGAGAUGAAGAAUAACAAGAAGCCGAAUCCUACAAAGCCAAAACUGUAUCUUCCACUGCUGGAAUCAACAAGUUCAGUCACGAAUAUUAAACUGGCAAGAUAUAAAGAGGUCAGUAUCCGACGUGUACGUAAUUUUGUUUUUCGGGACGACUUUGUAACUAACAAUGACUUGUGCUCUUUAAUGUUUCGUUGGAUUAAUGAAUAUUGGAACAGUGGUUCAAUGAUUGCACGGAGGAGAUCAGGGAGUGCUGUUCCCACGCGCUGGAUCUCCUGUCGCAGAAAUACGGGUGGAAGACGGUGGAGGUGGUCAUACCGGAGAUAGAAACGAUGCGGUUGGCACAUUACGUAACGAUAGGAUCGGAAUGUACUACCGCGCUUGGCCCUCACCUACACAACUCCAAGAAUGUGGGGGAAAUGGGGUGGGAUGUGAGGGUGGGCCUCUCUGUUUAUGGCGCUUUCAGCAGUAAAGAGUACAUCCAGGCUCAAAGGCUAAGGAACCGGCAACUAGAGAUCCACAGGAAGGUGUUUGCAAUGGCGGAUGUGAUCGUUUCACCAACCACAGGAGUGACAGCUUAUCCAAUAUUGAACGACUGCCUCAAGACUGGCGAACUAGAUUACGUCAAUGGAGCUGCGCUUGUUCGGUACCAAAUAGCUGGGAAUUUCUUGGGAUUACCUGCAAUUACUGUCCCUGUGGGAUAUGAUAAGAAAGGGCUGCCAAUUGGGCUUCAGUUCAUAGGCCAGCCGUGGUCCGAACCAACUCUCCUCCACGUUGCAUUCGCCAUGCAGGGCCUGUGCAACCAAGGAUACAAAAAGCCAGAGGCUUUCUACGAUUUGCUCCACAAAUAGCUAUACCAUCAAGAACAAAGGGGGGGGAAACAAUGGAGAGAAGUAAUAUAUAAGCGCAUGCAGAUGCAGUUGGGUUGGGAUGAAAUAAGAGGAAAUGGCCUGCUAGAACAUCAUUUCAUUAGUUGUAGUAGUUCAGCGACAAUCAUGCACAAACGAGAAAAUAAUAAAAAGUGAAAAGCAGAGCUUAAUCGGUAGUAAUACAUACAGAGUAGUACUGCAGCAGUGAGUGGUCUGUCUCUGUUGAUAGAUUUUUCUUUCUUUCUCAAUAUUUGGCAUGCAGUAGGGUCAGAGUUUGGAAUGGUAAAGUACUGGAAAUGUACCCAUUUCUUCUGCUUUUUUUGCUGCAUAUGGAAGCACAACGGUUGGUUGGAUGAUCAUAUUAGCUAGUGCCCAUCUGCAUCUGCUCAUCAUGUGAAUGUUCUCUGCUUUUAUCUUCUGUUGUCGCCUCGCCUGUGUACUUGUGUAGGUCAUAGGUCGCCUAACCAUUGACAUUCACAUGCUCUCUCUUUCUCUUUGCUUUCUAACCUCCUCAGUGACCUCCAACUCAUGUUCUCUGCCCACUCCUCCCACUUCCAUUUCUUCACCUGUUGUUGGAUAACAGUCACAUCAAUCCCGACAUCCAACAACUUUACACGACUUCUUUUUUCCAGUUUCCCAUAUCUUCAUAUACUAACUGAAAGUCUGAAACCAUCACCAUUAGCAGCAGAAGGUAUUACUGCAGUAAUUCUUUAUGAAGGGGAAGAUGACUUUACACAUGGGAAAGAAGAAAACCCAGAACUGGUGGCAAUGCCAAAAUGCCAUCCCAUUUUUUUGCUUUCUCGCUUUCGUUUUAUUAUUGUCAUACCCACCAAAUCAAAUUCCAACAUUUACAUGCUAACCUAUUAGCUCUGUAUGUGCAAUACCAAGCUGCAAAUAUCCAAUGCCAUGCAAUUUCCAUCUCUCCCUCAUGCAAAUCUCCAUCUCACCCUCGAAUUUUCACUACCCCCGGAACCAAAACAAUCUCUGUUUCGUUAUUCGACAUUUUGGAAUCCUGCACUGCACUACAUAACUAGCAAGUCUUCUUCCAUAGUUGCAAGAGACUUUAGCUGAAGACCCAGAGAUGAGAUUGUCUUCUUGCACUCUGCAAACUUGGCAGCUGCAGCUGCUAGCUCUCUCUCCUGCCAUCCAACACCUCUUCAUUAAAGCUUGUAAUUCGCUUGAGUUCAGCUUUUUGAAGGAGUUCAGAUUCAAGUCUCAUUUCGUGAAGCUUGUUCUCCAAGUCAAGACACUUCUUUUCAUUGUCAGCUGCUGAAGCAUGCUCCUUUUCAACCUCUGCUGUUAAUGAAUCAACUUUAGAAAGCAAGGUUCCAAUCUCCUCCUCAGAAAUUCUAAGCUGUGACUCUGCAACUUCUUUCAUCACCAGAACACCCUUAAGCUCCUCUUCUCUGGCUUUUGUUGUCUCAUUCGAAUGAGCUAACUCAGCUUGAAGUACCGAGAACUUCUCAUUCGCUUCCUUCAGCUGAGUUUUUAAGAUGCCUAGCUGACUCUGGCACUCAUUCAAAGCAGACUCCAACUUGACCUUUUCGCCUUCAACCUUUUCCAACUUCUCCUCUAGAUCAGUAGUCUUCUGAUUAAUCACGGCCGCAUGUUCAGCUCUCCAUUGACUCUCAAUGCUGUUGCUUCGUUCGGAUACUGGUCCGCCUGCCUCAUGAAAAGAGCUUCCACCACUAUCUGUGUCAGCCAAAGCAGCAAGUCUUUCCAUCUCCAGAAAAUCAUCCAUGAGAUUGAUCUCUGGAGAAGGCAACAGCAUGAGCUGGUUUCUUCCAGUACUUUUCCGAUUUUUGAAACCAUCAGGCUCCCAUGAACCUGAAGAACUUGGCUCGAGUUCAUUCAUUUCCAAGCCAUUCACUUUCUGUGAGUCACACUCCACCAUCUCUAGUAGCCUCUCACCACUAUCCGACUGGCUGUCUUCGGUGAAGGACUCGACAUAGAUUGAUGAAGCAGUAAAGGAUCUGUUAUGGACAGCAGCAAGCGAAGAAGGAGAAGCCUUUCGAGCCGCCAUAGCCUUCAUCCUGCGGCACUCAGCUUCAAGCCUAGCUACUUUCUUAAUGGCAUCCAAUUGCUGUUUGCUAGCAGUUUCAGCAGCUUGACAGCUGAGGUCUCUUUCCAUAAUCUUCAUCUCCAAUUCCUCAGCUCGAGAGAGAAGUGUCAGCUUGAGGGAAGAGUUCUCUUUCUCUAAACUCUCCAUCUUAGCUCGAAACUCGGAAUCGAGUGACGAUGUUGUAGCAGCUGCCUCACCUUUGGCAGCCUGAAGUUCAUGUUGCAGUUGAGAGAUCUGGGAAUCGAGCUCGGACUUCGUGGACUCCCAUUCACGAGUGGUGUUUGCAAGAGCCUCAGAUAUCCUUCGUUCUUGAUCCUCUCUUGCUAAACGCAGCUGCCUCAUGCAUUCUUUGAGCGCUGCAUCGAGAUGACCAACUCGAUCCUCGAGUCCAGAGUUCUUCUUAGUUGCAUUCUCCAAUUGCUGCUUUAGAGCAACCACUUCCUUCUCAGCUUUCUCCCAACCUUCAGAGACAGCCUCUUCAGCGACUUUGGCAUGCUGAGUGACCAAAUCGUCCUUGGCCCUAAGGUUGAGAAGAGCAGCAGAAAGUUUGUCUCUGAGCGCCUUGAGAUCGCCAUCAUAAUUAUCCACUUGUUCAUCAGGAACGUCCGAUUGAGCAGGAGCAGCAGCAGCAGCAGAAGAACGACGAGUGGGUGUUCGAGUUGGAGUUGACGAAUACGAUGCCUGAUGAUGAUCAUCGGAGAAGCGUUCAGAGAGUGACCCAAGCGAGCCGGCGUCAGAGAAAUCUGGGGGCAGAGUUGGGGAGGACUUCCUUCUCCAUAGCCAGCUCCGGCGCUCCAUGUCCGACGAUUCCGCCGCCGCUCAUUGCAUACUUGUUCAUCCAAGAUUUGUGGCAGAACCCUCUUCAGUUUCCACUCUCCCCUCUCAGGAAACAACAACAAAAGGAGGAGGAAGGAAAGGAAAGGAAAGGAAAGGGAGAAUCCUUGCAAUUGCGCCAAAACAGAGCAGGGUUUCGCUUUCGAUCUUUUUGUGGGUGGAUUUUGAGGGUGAUCGGUAGGAGCGGUCUUUUGCUUACAGAUCACUCAGUCUGCCAACCAAAUCGGCGACGUGAACAGGUGAACAAGAAACACCUGUCUCUCUGGUCUAACGCUUUCGCUAUCGGCGGAGGGCAUGGGAAGAAUCAGAAAGAAACUGUGGAAUGGAGGCGUCAGUUACACAAUGAAUUGAGGGGAAAAUCCUUCCUUUAAAAGUGAAGUGGAACCGCCAUGGCCCUGCCCUGGCCUCCCUUUUUCUCCCCCUAUCCCCCGCCAGCAGGACCACUAACCUACACCUAUCUACUGCUACACUUUGCAACAAAAAUUUGCGCAAAAAAAAAAUCUUCCCCGUCAAUCAAAGUUAACGCAUAAGAAAUCAAGCACGUCUUAAUCUGGCUGUUGCUGAAUGAUUAAAUAAAUGAGUAGAUACAGAUAUCAGAAUGAAAGAAUGUGUGGAAUUUCCGGCAGCGGGACAAGUGUGACGGUGUGGGGGCAGAUGGAGCAGGGUUCGUUGGUUGGUGAACGAAGCAGGACUUGGAGGUUCAGUCCAGACUCCAAACCAUUUACUGCGACUGUUGAUAAUUAGGUGGAGACUGGAGAGAGGGCUGGAGUGCCUGUGUUUCCGCUUUAGCUGUUUUUAGCAGGAAGGCUCACUCCACAAGCUAAUUGUCGUCUUCUCUCCUUUCGUUCG
Molecule: messenger RNA, 5984 nt
Organism: Linum tenue
Lineage: Eukaryota; Viridiplantae; Streptophyta; Magnoliopsida; Malpighiales; Linaceae
Source: the annotation of a GenBank genome assembly